AUGCGUGACAACGACGACCAGCUCGAGAGCUACCACGAUGAGACGCCGCUCCGUACCUCCACCGAGGAUCCAUUGUUACACGCAACUUCAAUCGAUGACCCCAUAGACGACGACGUCGACACACCACGGCAAUAUCCAUGGAUGCAAAGAGUCAGCGACAGCAUACCCUCGCCGCUCAAGACAGUAUCGAGUGCAGUAGUCAACUGGGCCAAGGGCCCUCAACCUCCCAGGAUAUACAAGAUUGAGCCAUUCUUGCCGACCAUACAACAUGCGCCCAUCAACUUCUUGGACCGCUAUGCUCCCAAACGUAUGCAACGCUUCUGGCUCUUGUUCGUCUUCUACAUCUGCUGGAUCCUCUCGUUUGCCUUGAUUCUACACAAGUCUUCGUUCGCUGCAGAUGUGAAAGACUAUGGGUCGCCAAUACGCCUGGGAUGCACGGCAAGAUAUUGGAACGACGGCAACGGGUGUGGCAUCAAUGGAGACCAGUGCCGACCUUUUUCCAAUUCGUCUUUGCCGUUCCGCUGUCCUGCAGGGUGCACCAAGACUCAAGUGCUGUUCCCUCACGCCGUUGGAGAUCAAGAAGUUGUAUACAAGCCCUUGGUUGUUGGCGGGCCUUUGAACACAAGCGAGCCCAUCUCAAGCACCGUCUACAGGGGUGACAGUUUCAUCUGUGGUUCUGCUAUCCAUGCAGGCUUCAUCAAAAGUGAACAGGGUGGAUGCGGUGUUCUCAAACUUACCGGGGACCAACACUUCUUCCCCAGCGUAAAGCAAAACGGCAUUGACAGUAUCGGUUUCGAGUCUUACUUUCCGCAAUCUUUUCAAUUUGUAGAAGGCACUCAGUCGCAAUGUCGGGAUCUGAGGUGGCCUCUACUCGCUGUAUCCGUCUUCUUUACUGCCAUGCUAUCUCUCUUCACCAAAUCACCAGCUGUGUUCUUCUGGUCCGUCUUUGUCGGAUUAUUCUUCCAAACAGGCCUGGCUUCUGAUCCGCCAAAUCUUACAGACUACUAUUCAUUGAUCUCCACAGCUCUUGGAAGAUUUUUGCCCGCCGCCUUCGUCAUGGCCAUCAUCUAUCGUUACGCCGUCCGUUAUACUCUGACAGGUUUGACAGCUCAAUUCGAAAAGACAAUUCUUUGGUUGGGCGCAGCAUGGGUGGGCGCUCUGAACAAUUACACCUUCGACCGAAUUCCUAUUCAACGCCUUACGCCUCACGACAUCAAGGCCCAGCCCGGCGCCGUACCAGCUCUCAUCUCCAUCGUGUUGAUCAUCUUCUUCAUUGCGCUGGGUCAAGCGUAUGCUUUCCGUGUCGAAGGCCGUAUGCCUCGCUACCUGGUAGUCUAUGGCCUCUUUGUUGGAGGUAUUCUGCUACUCGUCGCUGUACCGGGCAUGAAUGUGCGCAUUCACCAUUAUAUUCUGGCUAUCCUUCUACUUCCUGGCACAGCGUUCCAGAAUCGUCCGAGUUUGCUGUAUCAAGGUUUGCUCUGUGGACUUUUUAUCAAUGGAAUCGCUCGAUGGGGUUUCGACAGCAUUCUUCAAACACCUGGAGAAUUGCUAUCGGAUGCACCACAAAACUCUUUGUUGCCUACCAUCAUGCCUCCGGUCAUCGGCACCAGCAACAUAACCUUUACGCUGGGUCCUGUCCCUCCAGUCAGCGACAAAAACAAUAUACCCUAUUAUGACGGAAUUUCAGUCUUGGUGAACGAUGUAGAAAGGUUCAGAGGGUAUGCUGAUUAUGACGCCGAGGAAUUGUGGAAUGAAAAUGGGACUAGGGAGUGGACAUGGGAGAGACAUGAUGAGAGUUUACCAGAGUACUUCAGGUUCGCGUAUAUGGCUGGUAAUGCGGUGGCUGAUUAUACCAAAGCUGGAACUUGGUUGGUCAAUGGGACUUGGGUGCCUAUGAAAAGUGGACCUUCAUAG
Aureobasidium vineae is the source of this 1914-nucleotide messenger RNA. The record is from the annotation of a GenBank genome assembly. NCBI's taxonomy places the organism in Eukaryota, Fungi, Ascomycota, Dothideomycetes, Dothideales, Saccotheciaceae.